Messenger RNA from Drosophila elegans, 1176 nucleotides. RefSeq names its product transmembrane protein 170A. The record is from RefSeq and is a predicted model, not a curated record. NCBI's taxonomy places the organism in Eukaryota, Metazoa, Arthropoda, Insecta, Diptera, Drosophilidae. The transcript is spliced from 2 exons. The coding region runs from base 506 to 898 and encodes 130 amino acids.
CGUUCCAAUCCCGUUGCUAAAGUAAAUCGCAGACAAAAACACUAAAACAUUUAAUUUAAUUAACAAGAAGUGCUUUGUUUUGGUCAAAUUGAACAGUUAUGGCUGUUCAAGACCAAUAACCUGAUAUAUAAGCCAGAUUAAGGAUUCACUGCCGCCAGCGAAGGCUAACUUUGUGCCGUGGCAAAAGUCCAAUCGAUUGUUGCCCGAAAUAAAAAUAAACCAAACAAUUCUUAAAACACAACGGAAAACGGCAUUUUAAACAAUGUUGUACCGGAUUAAGGAACUAGAAAGGACUAAGUCUUUAUUCCGCCUAUAAAGUAGGCUCGACGUGGGUGUGGCUCAUAGCAUACGCGUGUGGGCAUACAUGAAGCACGGGUGAUACAUGCCAUACGGAAGCAAUCCCACAGACAUGCGGCUGGAAACUCAACUGACCAACUCUGAGCAACGGAAAAGCAAUAACUAGUAAUAAAACUACGCAUACUUCCAUUUGGGAAAAGUUUUAGCCAUGUUUUACGAGGGCUACGACACCGAUGAACUGGACACCAUCGCCGAUGUGAUGGGACUUCGGUCGCAAGCUCGACUCAAUACUUUUCGCGAAAUGUGGUACCAUGUCUUUCUGUGGGCCCUGUUCUCCUCCAUUUUCAUCCACACCUGCGCAGCCCUGGUGGCCUUCGUCACACUGCGGAAGCACAAGUUCGGGCGCUUCUUCUCGAUCCUAAUCCUGGUCAUGGGAUUCCUGUCGCCGGCUUCGAGUGGAAUUAUCAGCAGUGCGGUCAUCGCAUUCGUGCAUCGUGCCUCCAGCCUGCCCAUGUCGCCCAUAUACGCCAUGAUCUGGGGUCUCGGACAGACCAUAGUGUCCGCCUGCCUCGGCUUCACCCGCAUUUUGGCCACGCUAUAGAGUACGGACUGAUGUUUUCAUGGCCAAGUCUCUCUCAUCUCUCGCCCAAUCCAAUGUUCACAGAGUUCUGGCCUUCCACCAGACGUAUUAUCAAUUCUUCAGGUGUGCAAACAACAAUUAAUUGAAUUCAUAGUUAUGUGUAUAGGAACAUUGUGAUUUUAAAAUUAUACCUAGUACGAUGAGAAGAAUAAUGUAAAAUAUUUAGCUCUUACCUUACCGUUUAAUUCUAAUUGUACAUACUUUAGGACGCAAAUAUAUAAGAGCAGAUUCUAAAGCUA